GGCCUCUGCCCUGCGGUCCCGGGCUGGUGACUGGUUAGCGGUUGGAGGAAGGGAUGUGGGGGAUGGUGGGUGGGUACACAGAGCUAGGAGGGAGGCACCCCGGGGGGCGGGGCGUGGGAGACUGUCUUCGGGGGCGCGAGCUGCCCCAGUAAGUGGAAAUGUUUUCUAACAUAUGAAAACCUACAGAAGAAGAAAAUAAUUUUCUGGAUCAAAUUAGAAGUCUGUAUUAUAUUGAUGACUCCAGAUUCAAAUCUAUUAGAAAGCAGCAGUGGAGACAGCCAUCUUCAUCUUUGGGAGAAAUAACUAAAGCCCACCUCAAGCAUUAGAACUGCAAACAAACCCUGAUGCGACCUCUCCAGAUUGUCCCAAGUCGAUUGAUUUCCCAGCUAUAUUGUGGCCUGAAGCCUCCAGCCUCCACACGAAACCAGAUUUGCCUGAAAAUGGCUCGGCCAAGUUCAAGUAUGGCAGAUUUUCGGAAGCUUUUUGCGAAAGCAAAGCACAUAGUCAUCAUGUCAGGUGCCGGUGUUAGUGCAGAAAGUGGUGUUCCGACUUUCAGAGGAGCUGGAGGUUAUUGGAGAAAAUGGCAAGCCCAGGACCUGGCGACUCCCCUGGCCUUUGCCCACAACCCGUCCCGGGUGUGGGAGUUCUACCACUACCGGCGGGAGGUCAUGGGGAGCAAGGAGCCCAACGCCGGGCACCGCGCCAUAGCUGAGUGUGAGACCCGGCUGGGCAAGCAGGGCCGGCGAGUCGUGGUCAUCACCCAGAACAUCGAUGAGCUGCACCGCAAGGCUGGCACCAAGAACCUUCUGGAGAUCCAUGGUAGCUUAUUUAAAACUCGAUGUACCUCUUGUGGAGUUGUGGCUGAGAAUUACAAGAGUCCAAUUUGUCCAGCUUUAUCAGGAAAAGGUGCUCCAGAACCUGGAACUCAGGAUGCCAGCAUCCCAAUUGAGAAACUUCCCCGGUGUGAAGAGGCAGGCUGCGGGGGCUUGCUGCGACCUCACGUCGUGUGGUUUGGAGAAAACUUGGAUCCUGCCAUUCUGGAGGAGGUUGACAGAGAGCUCGCCCACUGUGAUUUAUGUCUAGUGGUGGGCACUUCCUCUGUGGUGUACCCAGCAGCCAUGUUUGCCCCCCAGGUGGCUGCCAGGGGCGUGCCAGUGGCUGAAUUUAACACGGAGACCACCCCAGCUACGAACAGAUUCAGGUACUGGGAUACCGUGAUGGGAGAGGGAGAUGUGGGAGGCAGGUACAGACAUGGUCAUCUAAACAUAGUUGACUUACUCCUCUAAUUUUUAAAAAAGACAUAGGGUUUGUGUUUUUUUGUUUGAUCUGCAGUUGCUUUUAUGGAAGAACAAAAUCAUUCACUGUAGACUAAGGUAGGGGAGCUCUGUCAUUGUACGCGAAAUUUGCCGUGGGACUUUUGUUUGUUCACAUUUUGAAAGCUCUUCUUUGAUUCCUUAGGCUUUGCUUUCCCUUACAUUUUUAAGCUAGACUUAGUGAUGGCCUUUAGUUGUAGGUUACCCAAAUGCUCCGCAAGUAAGCCUGGGAGACGCCCUUGCAGAACCUCAUCACCUGCCGUUCUCAGUGGGAGGCCACCUGGCAGAUUGCCCUUUGGUCUAAUUGCCAAGGUUAUUUGUAUCUGUGGCCAUAUUAUGACACUGAUCCGGCUUCCCAAGUUUGGGUGGGAAGUGUAGAUUGUCAUAGUAUGCAUUUUUAGUCUUAUUCCUGGGUCUGUUUUAUUUCUUCACCCUUGUUCUGUCUUUUUUCUCACCCCAAAUUUUUUUUGCCUUUACCUCUAAUUCUUGUCCAUCUAGUUAAUUCCUUUUGAAUAAGUUAGAAUAUAAAUAAGUAGUAAAUUAAUAUAAAUGAAUAAAAUAGAAAACUUCAUUGAAGCAUUUUGUCAUUACUUUAAUCAACAGUUUCCAACCUUGGCUGCAUAUUUUAAAAAUACUGAUGCCUGGGUGCCCCCUCAUGAAAUUUCGAUGUCAUUGCUCUGAGUUGCAGCCCAGACAUCAUCAUUUUGAUAAGCUUCCUAGGUGAUUCCAGUGUGCAGCCAGGAUAGGAACCACUCUUCAGAGUCUUUGCUGGGAUUUAAAAAAAAAAAGAAAAAAGAAAAGGGGCCACAGACACUUCAGUAGGCCCCUUCUCAGGUGAGUGAACUGGCUCUGGGCCUCUUCUUUUCCAUGUGUCUUUUUGAUCAGCUACAGCCUGUGUUCUUGAUCCAUAGUUCUUCAUUUGUGUGUUGAGUAGUAGGAACUAAGAAGAUAGCCUUAAAAAAAAAUUGCCUCCUAUGCAAAACUUAUACUUUGAAAACUACAGAACAUUAUUGAAAGAAAUAAGGAAGGCCUAAAUGAAUGGAAACAUAUCCAAUGUUCAUGGAUUGGAUUGGACAACUUAAUAUGAUUAAGAUGGCAAUGCUCCCCAAAUUGAUCUAUGGGCUCAAUCAACUCAGUCCCUAUCAAAAUCACAACCGGCUUUUUACAGCAAUUAAUUGAAAAGAUUAAUCUAAAAUUCAUAUGAAAAUGCAAGGGACCCAAAAUAGCCAAAACAAAAUGAAAAAUUAAGUUGGAGAACUCAUACUUCCCAAUUUCAAAACUUACUAUAUAUUAGCUAGGCAUGGUGGCACAUGCCUGUAAUCCCAGCUACUUGGGAGGCUGAGGCAGGAGAAUCGCUUGAACUUGGGAGGGGGAGGUUGCAGUGAGCUGAGAUUGCGCCAUUGCACUCCAGCCUGGGCAACAAGAGCAAAACUCCGUCUCAAAAAAAAAAAAAAAAAAAAAACUUACUACAAAGUUGCAGUAAUCAAGACAGUGUGGCACUGGCAUAGGAUAGAUAUAUAGAAUCAGUGGAGUAGAAUUGAGAGUCCAGUAAAAAACAAAACAAAACAGAACAAUAAAACAAACCUCACAUUCAUGGUCAAUUGAUUUUUGAAAAGAGUGGCAAGACAAUUUGAUGAAAUACAGUCUUUUUCAAGAAAUAGUGCUGGAUACCCACAUGCAAAAGAAUAAGCUUGGACCCCUCUGUCACACCAUUACAAAAAAUAACCCAAAAUGGAUCAUAGACCUAAAUGUAAGAGCUAAAAGUAUAAAAUAUCAAAAGAAAA
Molecule: messenger RNA, 3097 nt
Organism: Pongo pygmaeus (Bornean orangutan)
Lineage: Eukaryota; Metazoa; Chordata; Mammalia; Primates; Hominidae
Gene: SIRT5
Product: sirtuin 5
Exons: 9
Coding region: 345-1286 (313 amino acids)
Cellular component (GO): nucleus
Molecular function (GO): protein-succinyllysine desuccinylase activity; histone deacetylase activity, NAD-dependent; NAD+ binding
Source: RefSeq, a predicted model, not a curated record